AUGAAGGCUUCAGCCGUGGUUGUUGGCCUUGCUUCGGUCAUUACCAUUCUCAAUUCGACGCCUCUCACAUUGGCUCGUGAGGAUGGCGGUCUGUGGUCACGUUUCAGACGGGCAGUUGGACUCCCUGCUGUUCCCGAGGUGGGAAUAUCACAUGUGAGCUAUGAGCGUUUGGUGCCUAGGCAAGAUCCAGGAGAGGAUGGUGGGGAUGGUGGGGAUGGUGGUGGAGAUGAUGGCGACGAUGAGGAUGGCGAUGAUGAUGGUGAAUGGACGGAUGAUGGUGGUGAUGAUGAUGGUGACGGUGUCGAUGAUGGUGAUGAUGGGGAUGAUGGAGGUGAUGGAGAUGAUGGGGUUGAUGGGGAUGAUGGUGAUGAUGGUGAUGAUGAGGAGCCACUGGGAUAUGGGCCCCCUCCGCCACCUGUUUCAACUACCAGUGGGGGGUAUGGCUACACUACGCCUGUACACUUUCACCACUCCAAGCUCGACUGGGGGGUAUACGUUUUCGACGUCCAGCACGGAAUCUUCCAAGAGCACAUCUCCUUACCCUAUGACAUCGACUACGGAGGGCACCCCUACGUUUACGACAAGUUCGGAGACAUCAGCCAGCGCAUCAUCCUCUCCGAGUGUUACGCCUUCUCUCGGCUCCUUUUCGGUGACAGGGUCGCUUCCACCUGA
Molecule: messenger RNA, 672 nt
Organism: Podospora pseudocomata
Lineage: Eukaryota; Fungi; Ascomycota; Sordariomycetes; Sordariales; Podosporaceae
Exons: 2
Coding region: 1-672 (223 amino acids)
Source: RefSeq, a predicted model, not a curated record